UCAGAGGAGUCUGGAUAAAUGGCGUCUAUAAAUGGAAUUAAAAUCUUAGUGCAGUGAAUAUUUAAAUCAAAUUAGGAUGAUAGAUUAAGAGCAAGAUCCAAUUAAUACAAUCAGGAAAUGGUGUUGACAUGGGCCCUCUCUCAUAUGCAUUAUUGACUUAAUCAAAUUAUAAUCUAGUUCCUAAUGCACACGUGAACGUGACUCGUGUGAAUGAUUUCUGUUGAUAGUCUUUGUCUCGCUUUGUGAACAUGAAGGACCUCCAGCGGUAAAAAAAAAAAAAAAAGGUCAAACUUCAUCAUAGCUCCUGCUUUCAAGAUCUUUAUGUUCCACCAGGAUUUUAAAUUUGUGGUUUUUAACUAGCUUUAUAUUUGCUUGUUCUUCCAGAUAAGAUGGCCCUGUAUAUUUGGGUCUCUCUUUGUUGUCAGGCCUCGAUGUAUUUUAUGCUUGCCGCUGAUUCAUCGUCUCAUUUAAAGAACAGCUUGCUGCCUCACCUGCUGUUCAUAUUUGGCACCUUCUUGUCAAACACAUUUAUAAUAUGAACACUAAAGCGAAAGCAGAAACCAAAGACUGCAAAAAUGUAAAAUUAAAGGUAGAGCUCGACCAUCUAGAGCACUUUUAGAGACUUUAGGUACGAUGAGGACGCCUGCAUGUCAGGACUACAGUCUUCUGGAGGGGUAAUGGGGAACUACAAGCUCUCUUAGAGACAUACUCAAGGUAAUUGGUUGUGCAGUUGUGUUUUAUGCCAGAGUGUUAAUACUGGAACCUCCUGUACUGGCCUCAAUAAAUAAGCUAAAGAGCAAAGACCGAGUCAGGUAAGAGAGUCACGUUCGGAAUAAGUGUUUACAUGAAAUAACAAUUGGCAUAAAUCACCCAUCUCGAUUGGAAUACAAUUUCUUUCCGUUUGAGCCAAAUUGGAUCAGUAUCUUCUGAUUGACAUGUUUAUGUGACGCAUUUUUAUUCCGAUCAGUCCUUUAUUCUGAUUAUUUGUGCCCAUAUAAAUGCAGCUAAUGUCAGCGCUUGGACGACUGGUUUGAGGUAUUCAGACGUCCCCGAUUUCCGGAGACAAUCCCUGUUUUGGAUGACCUAUCCCUGCUAAACCUGUCCCCGGAAAUGUCCCCGAUUUAAGCGUUUCAUGAAUAAGAAGAAAAAUAUCAUGUGUAGACUAGAACAAUGGUUAUUACGGUCGCCGAGUCGGUAGGAAGCACAAGUAAGCAUGUUGUGCAGAGUCCUGAACAACAGUUUUCAUGGGGGGUCAUUACGGGGGGCGUGCGCUGCUUCUAAGUAGUAACGAAAUGUUGUCCGUGAUCAUUCAGCCCAUGCCCACCUCCCACUGCGGAUGUCCCCGGUUACCUUAGACUGGUCUGAUUGUCAUGUCUAACUUGCAAGAAGUUAAAGAGGUGUAACUGGCUUAGAGACCUGGCGAUGGGUUAUAGGAUGGAGGACAAUAGAAAGGCGGUGUUUAUCAUCAUAAGGCCUCAAGACAAUCGCAUCACCAAUCUGGCACCAAAGCAAGAACUACGGUUCCAGGUACGGGUUUAUUAAACACAAGAAAACAGUAACAAUCCUCACCAUAUGCCUCCUUGGUGCUGCUGUUCAAUGUUCGGCACCUUCCUUUGUCUUAAUUUCAUGUUUUUAGAUGACAGCAUAUGGAUUCAGCAUCCCAAAACGAAAAGUAGAAAUCAUCAGUUUGCUCACACGCUCUCGGCAAGAGGCGGCAAUAUUAGUUGCACUUAAUGAGGCUGAUAGACAAUCACACAAACACUCGUGUCCCUAUAGGCAGUCUGUGGCAAAAGAGAGAGCUGGCAGCAUUCAAACAAAGAGUUCGACUCUUUACUAUCGCUUACACGUGAGAAAAAGAAACUGUGUAAAACAAAUAGUCUGAUCUGAGAACAGCAUCAGGGGGAUUUGGUGAAUAUGUAGAAGGAGAGGAGGGGGGAUGAAGUUAGCCUGCAUUGUUAUCCCUACAGAUGAAAAACUCUCCCCUUCAUCGCUCCCUGCUUAUCACGCCGUGACGAUCAGGAGGAGGAAGAGAGGAGGCAGAGGGGAGCGCAUAAGGGAGGCAGGUGGGAGGAAAAAGGAAUGGGGGGGGAGGUGAAGGCUCACAGAAGUCAGAUAAGAGAGCCUAGACAAUCCCUCUGCUCGUCCCACUUGUUUUUUAAUAUCAGGAGGGAAUAUAUCAUAAGCUGUGUUGUCUUGGCUACACCAGAGAUCGUCUUUGAGUUAGCAGAAUCUAUUAGGAGCUGACAAGGAGAGGGAAAAGAGGAGGAGAGAGCGUUCCUUAAGUCUGACGCCAUUGUUUCAGCAUUGAUUAUUCUGAUUUCCUCCUCCAGUGGACAUGUGAGAUUUACUUACUGUAUACUUUUGAUUCUGAUGUUACAUCAGAGCAGAGAGGGAGAGGUAGAAAGAGAAUUGGAUGAGUGUUAUGAAACAAAACUGAGAGAACGUGCUUUGAUAUUCAUGUCUCUGUGGGUCUGAUGAUGAUAUAACACACGGUCUAAAUUUUUCAUAGCAGAUGAAACGCAGAAUGUAGGCUACAUACCACAUUAUUGAACCAGCUACUAAAACAGUAAUGCUAGCUGCACUACUUGAAAGAGAGAGGCUGAACAGCGGCUUGUUUCCAUGGCGAAAACUACUGUUUUUACUUUUUUUCAUGUGCUUGCGUCCUCUCUCACACCUCAUUGUUACAUAACCAUAAGUUAUUCUCUCUGUUUGAAUUCAAUGUUUGAGCUUUUUUAUCCAGCAGGGUGCUAUAGAUUAGAACACACUUGAUUUCAGCUCCAACUGGUGAGUAAUAAUGUCAGCAGGUCACAGUGUUGCUUUUGUUGGCUGUAUACGGGACGUUAAAACAUGCAGGGAAGCUGCAGUCGUGGCUUGUUUGAGCUGUUCUUUGAUUAUUUUGUGUUUUUAUGUUCAAUAAGACUGUAGUCAUUUUUCCAACACUGCACAAGGACAUACAGGAAAGUUUAGAGCUCAUACAUGUAGGGAUGGUGAUAAGAUUUUAUCGAUAUUGAUGCCAUUAUCGAUUCUGCUAAUCGAUUCAAUUCUUUAAAGAUUCCCUUAUCAAUGCCUUUCUUUGAUUUAAAAAAAAAAGUAGACGAUAGGUUUUCAGUGAGAGUCUACAAUAAUCAAACAAAAAUGCAAUUUGUACAGUGUUUCUGGCCUGCUUUGUGCUUAUGUUAACACAGGACAUAUGUUAAGGUGACCAUAUUCUGACUCCUCAGCAAGAGGAAACUACUACACGGGGCGGACUUGUGUGCGAAAUUUUGAGGGUUUCUUUGGUCGAGUUGAGUGUUUUUUAUGCACUUCUAACUCAGUUAAACGCAUUUUCCGAAUUCCCAAAGACAGUGCAAGUGUGCGUCAUGUCAGUGGCUUUGCUUAGAAGUGAGCGGAGGAGCAGAGCUGCAGAGAGCACUGAUGCUCUGCACUGUUUUAUAAUGAAUGAAUGAAUGCACAUUCCAGAUAUUUGAAGGAUUUUAUGAACUCCCCCCCGACAGCCCCCAAAAGAGGACAUAUCGGGGUAAAAGAGGGCGUAUGGUCAAACAAUCAUAUGUAUCUUCAAUGCCGUGCUGAGACGGAGCUGACGACUGGAACAUCGAAUACAUGUGACUCCUUAUACUUGAUGCCGUGCCCCGUUGACAAAUGUUUGAGCAUGUUGCUGGUGUUUCCACCUUUGCAUGUUAUUACUGCUCGACAAAUGUUGCACUGUUGUCGUCUUCCUUUGUACAAUUAAGCCGCGCUUUAGCUCGUUUCUGCCUACUUUUUUGUACCGUCUGCCAUGUUUUUUUUCCCUCAAAGUCUCUAUUCUCGUUCGUAUAGACUGGCACUCGCAAGAUCAUUUUUCAAGGCACCCUUGAAAUGGAUGGAUUGAACCAUUUGGAACCGAUUCUCAACAAGAGCCGGUUCUCGAUUCCCAUCCCUACAUGUCAGGCACGUUGAGAUGGAAAAACAAAGGAGCGGACUCAAAUGCAAACUUCAACAUCACAUCUGUUAUUAUUGGGAGAAAAAACCUUGGGAAGUGCAAAACCAAAAAACAGCCCGAGACAAAAAAACACAACUUCAGGGAAAAUGGCAGAAAAUAAAAGUCAGGUUCAAGGAAAGCAGAUGUCCAAAUCACACUGGAGAGAAACUCUGGGAAAUGCAGGAGCACUUGGCACACGCUACAAAGGCGAACUGGCACUCAAACAAAGGAGAGAGUCCAGUUCAAGAGCAGGAACAGGUGUGAAGAUGGGGGAAUUUAUGGAGCGUUUGAGGGCAUAUGUUGGUGAUGUGGAGAACAUCGGAGGGAAACUGAGGACAGCAAACCAGACACAAGGAGAGAGAGUAUUUUUACAUGUUUAGGGCUGCGAUUGUUGAUAUUCCCACUUUCUAUAACAAAGUAUAUGAGAAACUCGCCUCUGCUGCAUGUCUACAGUGUGGGAGUGGCCUUAGCUUUAGCAUUAGCAUUACACAGCUUGAUAGAGGAGCACUUGAGUCAUCUCUAAGACUCAAGAUCACCAUCCUCCUUGAUGAACACAAGUCAGAUUUGCUUCCUGUCAAUAAACAACUUAACCUCAACAGUGUCACCCUGAAAUCCACGGCGAGCGUGAGCGCCAUGUUCUGUUUGUACCACGGCCUCUGCAGCUGAUCAAUGCCCACUCGAGUCAAUGUGCAUGCUUAACAGGAAGCGCCACAGCAGGUCUCAUGUAUGACCAAGAAGCCCUGUGCAGCUAAGAUUAUGCAGAAAUAUACUCUAUUAUUACUCGAGCUUUCAUCCGGCAUGUGUCAAGCUAAUCAGAGCGAAUCAAGACGGACAGGAAGUCACAUAGGGGUCAGUUCUGAGACGAAACAUGAUGUCCAGACACCAGAUCUUGUUAGAUAGCUUAAGAAACAGUUAUUAAGGAUAAAUAUAUUUCACUCUACGCCUCAGAAACUCUUCGGGUGUGGUAGGGUUCGCGCCUCCAGAUGGAUGAAAACAGUGCUACAGAUGUUUUUGUGGUUCUGAAUAAACUUUUACCUGUUUAGUUUUUAACAGUUUGGUGUCUGGAGUCCUCUCUCGCACACGAUCACGUCAGCGUAACUUAAAAUCAAGUCGAGCUGUUGCUGUAAUGACCUUUUAUUCAGAACAUUAAGAGUUUACUGGUUUCUAGUUGUUCCAGUGGUGAAAAUGUCAGUGCAGACUCUUAUUUUUUUUAAAACAAGAUUGAGGGAUGAGAUUCUCGAGCAUAAGCUUUAUGAGACAUCUCAUCAAAUCCCUUCUCACUCUCUGUCAUGACAUCAUCUCCUCUUGCUUUUCAAGUUCAAUCAAAUCUAUGAAACCUAUUUACCUCCAUGCAAAUGUGGAGCACUAAGCGUGGGAAGGAUCAGCGCCUCAAGUCUGAACAGAGAAUAUUCCACAACAAUGAUUUUUGUAGAGUAAAUCCACUAAAUAUACAGAUUUGAGAGAAACUGUUGUAUCAGGCAGUCAUUAUUUGCAUAUUUUUUGAAGUGAUCUGCAUUACAGAAUUUUAAUCUCAGUUCAUGUUCCUUUUAAUUUUACUGUCUUGUUUUGUUUGUGUUGCCUCUCUACAAGCGUAUUAUCAUUUAUUGCCUCGUUUCUUCCCAUAAUCAUUUCUCCAUCCAGUUUAUCUCACUGCCGUGUUUCACUGCCACGCUGCACUGAUUUUGAAAUUUAUGCCGUUGUUUAUCACUGUCUCAUGAUGUCCCUCAGUGUCCAGCCUUUUUGUUUGCUCAUAUUUUAUCUCCUCCCCUCCCCGCUCCGGAGCAACACUCACUCCUCCAAGGUUACGCUUGUAAAUAAGAAUUCGUUCCUCAACGACCUACAUGCAUAAAUAAAGGAGUUUUGUGAUUCUGCACACUGCAAAUUGUCCUUGGGAUUUCAAGCCGAUGGAGGCGAGAGCUGUAUCAUCCUCAGAAGACAUUACAACAAUACAAAACGGAGAAGUGUGCAAUAAAAAACAUCUCUUGUUAUUUUGGCAGAUAAUUCCUCCCAAAGCUCAAACAGCGGUGCUAAACACUCAGACCCUUUGUGUUUAAAUGUCAGGCUGAGCCCGUGAGAUGCUUUCCAGUCGAAACAGGCCAUAUGUUUCUUUCUGAUGGCAGUUUGUUUCUCUCUGAAUUCACAGAUGAAGAUGUACAUCCCCAGAGACUAACAGCUUGUGUGUAUGUGUGUGUGUGUGUGUGUGUGUGUGUGUGGCAGAGGUUCACCACAGCUGCAGUGUUUACCCAGGUCUGCACAGGGGAGGGUCACUCAGUGCAGAAACAGCGUGGAUGCCAACGAUCAGCAGCUGUGUCCAUCUGCAGAGCAAAGUGAGCGUCUUCAAGUCAAUGAGCUCUCGAGGCUCCUAUAAGGUGUGUCGUAUCUGUAUCAACUACGCAUGACCACAUCUUGUUUCUUAGAUUAUGAUCAUGUGACCUACUUCCACUCAGAUUAUUCCAUUUUUUAUAUUGUAAAGAAGUCCCAUAAAAACCCAAACAAUCAGUUUAUUUACAUGCACUUUUGAGUUGAGAUAUGUUCAUAGCUGAAUUGAGAUAGAUAGAUAGAUAGAUAGAUAGAUAGAUAGAUAGAUAGAUAGAUAGAUAGAUAGAUAGAUGACUUUAUUGAUCCCCGAAGGGAAAUUAAAUUGUUAUAGCAGUCCGGCAAAAUACAAUAAAAUAAAUAAAAUACUGAAAAGACAAAAUACUGAUAAAACAAGAGAAUCAAAAAAUAGGCUAAUUUAGCUGGGAGACUGUCCUUGUCCCAGUCGACAAGCACUGGGCAAAGAAUUUAAACUCUUGACAGGAGCAUUCCACCUCCACAACAGUAGGUGGCGACAUUCCCUGUUUGAGUUUGUGACUCUCGGAUCGUCUACUUUGUAUCAAACGGAUAGAAAAAACUCAAGGUAGUAACCAUAGACUGUAUAUAGAAUGGACAGCGUCUACCUCCUGGCUGAGAGAAGCCACCCCAAGAACAGCACCCUCUAGUGAUGGGCUGCAGUAUAGGUCGUAAAUCCCUAGCCUCUACGACUCGUUUCACCAGGGUUCUAGCCCAUUAUGCGAUACAGAGCUGACAGACAGGGGAAAAAGUCAAUGCAGGGAGUUUUUAUUGGUCUGGCAAAGCUGACACACCAGCAUCUUUAGAUACCAGGAACACCAGAGCCUCAGAGCGUGUGUUUUCUACAGAUUGUGACCUGUCACGGCUCCAAAUCGAUACUAUGUGGACUUGCUUGUUUUUCUCACUGGGAAUAAGCAGGCUGAAAACUGGACACCAUGAAUCUGAAAUAUGUUCCUGGUCACGAUCUUGCCACUGAAUUUGCAAAUUUAGUAGUUUUGAGCCUCCCUCUGUAUAACUACAUAUAUAUUUAUUCAUGAUUAGCAUUUAACGCCUCAAUAUAUUCUGUAGUUAUUCAAUACUUUGUGUUAUAUUCAUUAUGCUGCUGUGGGAAAUUAGGAUCUUAAGUUUGUUCAUUGAAUUUUUAUCCCUCAUUUACACAAAAACAAGAUGACACUUCAUUCAAAAGUGAAAAUGUGAAUUUAGAUGUUUUCUGUUAUUCUCUCGUUAACCACCUCUCUCCCUCUGUAAUUACCAGCUGUACUGAGAAUGAGGUCUGAUAUUACCUGGGUAUAAUUUAGACCAAGGGUUGUCGGCUGGUGGGUGCUAGAGUGUGACAGGACGGAAACUGUGUCAUCCCUGGAGAACGAGCAUCUCUGUAAAUUUCCUUUGCAAGCGAAAAAAAAUGGAGCACAGGAAAAAACGAGGGCAUGAAAUAAAGGGAGACAGAGGGCGAGAACAAGUAAAUUUGCUCUGACAUCUCAGACUUCAUGCAAGUGAGUGUCGGAACAUUUCUGCCUGGUUGUGACUCAAUAUGAGCUGACCUCCAUUACUAUUCAUGCACUAAAUCUACAGUACACAAGUACAGUUUGCAGAUUCAGGGACAGCCGCAGAACUUCAGCACUUCAACAUAUGAUUGAAUUUUUUCUGCUUUUCUGUGACAUAAAGAGCGAGGUUGACCUUGCUUGAGGUGGCAUUUGAGAAUAUUAUACAUGACACAAUUAGAGUUCAGCAGAAAUCCGCUCCCCUGCAGCCUUCGCAUGUAUUUACAACACAUGCUGCUCCACAAAGAAACACACAUGUGCAUGAAUCUAAACAUGAGCACACAGCCUUACCCUGCCCACAUAAUCUGUGAACUAAAGCUCUGGUUAAGAGGCUGUCCGCUGAAUAUGCACGCCUUCAGCUUGUCAUCCUGGCAAGGCCAAUGGUCUCUUUAUCCCGUCUGCUAGUUGUCAUGUGUACAGAGCCUCUUCUUGUCCCCAGGUCUAACU
Molecule: messenger RNA, 8277 nt
Organism: Xyrichtys novacula (pearly razorfish)
Lineage: Eukaryota; Metazoa; Chordata; Actinopteri; Labriformes; Labridae
Source: the annotation of a GenBank genome assembly